AUGCUGUGCUUGGUUUACGGAAAUGGAGAUGUCAAGCAUAUGAAGCUGGUGGUGAAUAUGUUGAGGCACUUGGUCAAUUUAGCAUCGACGGUUUAUCCAUGUUGCCCUCCCUCUCUGCAGAUUCCUCCCAUCGACAAGAUGGCUAACGACGAAAAGGUGCGCCUCUCGACCCUCCAAUGCGACAUCGUCUUCGAGGAUGUGUCCUUUACCUAUCCCACUCGCCCUGACGUCCUGGUCCUCGAUCACUUCUCGUGGCACCUCCGACCCGGUCAAAAUCUCGCCAUCGUCGGCGCCAGUGGUUCAGGCAAAAGUACGUUGGUUCAACUCCUCCAACGUCUGUAUGAUCCUGACUCGGGUCGGAUCACAGUUGACGGUGUGGAUCUGCGUGAUCUUGACCUGGCUUGGUGGCGAUCCUGUCUCGGAGUGGUGUCGCAGGAGCCCACUCUCUUCGCGGGCUCAUUGAGGAAGAACAUCUGUUUGGGGAAGCCAAAUGCCACAUUGGAGGAGGUGGAAGCAGCUGCCAAACUGGCACACGCUCACGACUUUAUCUCAAGGCUGCCCGAGGCUUACGAGACUGUAUUCGUGGCACAGGAUGGUGGAGGGGUGAUGUCAGGAGGUCAGAAGCAGCGGGUGGCUAUUGCGAGAGCUCUUAUUCGAGAUCCGAAACUGCUGUUGCUGGAUGAGGCGACAUCGGCGUUGGAUACGCGGUCGGAGAAGGCGGUGCAAGUGGCAUUGGAUGAGGCGAGGAAGGGUAGGACAACGGUGACAGUGGCGCAUAGACUGUCGACGGUGCGAGACGCAGAUGUGAUAUUGGUGAUGGAGAGAGGGCGCGUGGUGGAGGCGGGCAGUCAUGAGGAGUUGAUGGUGCGGGCUGGAGUGUAUGCCAAUUUGGUGAUGCGUGGACUGAAAGAGAAGGAGGAUGAGUCAGAUGAUGAUAGUGACGACGACAAUGCGGGAAGCAUCAUUAGAGCUACUCAACAGAUCCUCCUUGUGGACGACCCCCAAACACGAUUCUAUCGUACCUCCAUCAUUUGUGGCGCUUUCGGUGGUCUAGUCGCCAUUCACCUCAUCUGCUAUACUCUUGAUGGCUAUGCUUUCGGUGUGGCAGGUGAGCGUUUGACAACACGAUGUCGAAUCCUGCUCUUCGAGACCAUUCUCAAACAGGAGGUUGGAUGGUUCGACAUUCCCGAGAAUCAGCCGGACGCUCUUGCGGGUCGGCUGGCUGCUGAUGUACCGACGUUGCAGAACAUGACAGGUCGUCGGUUGGCGUCCAUGUUGGAGACAUUCGUUUUCAUCGUCUCCUCUCUCUUCAUCGCUUUUUUCUUCAGCUGGCAAAUCGCCCUUGUGUCUCUCGCCUACUUUCCUAUUCUAGUCAUUGCUGGCGUUUUCGAGAUGCAGACGUGGAGCGCAGAGGUGACACGGAAGAGUGUGAAGGGUGCGUCUUUGGCGCAAGAGGUCUUCUCCGCCUCCAAGACCGUCUCCGCGUUGCAAGCUGAGGAGUAUUUUACUGACAGCUAUACUAGUCAGGCUCUUCUCUCUCGUUCUCUCCAAGAGUUGAGGCCUUUCGGAGGUAACGGAACUACUGCUGUUGGUAUAUUCCAGCGUCCUUCAUACCCUGUCAAAAAUAUGACAGCUUUCGCUGGAGAAUCGGGUCACCAUGAACUACAUUACCCUCUGGUGUUCAACCCAUCUUCUCGCUUCUUUAUGCUGAUAAGCAGUGCAGCAGGACCUCCGUUGGAAGCUCAAAGCUCCCUUUUCUUGGAGCCGCCCAAGAAGUAG
Molecule: messenger RNA, 1779 nt
Organism: Echinococcus granulosus
Lineage: Eukaryota; Metazoa; Platyhelminthes; Cestoda; Cyclophyllidea; Taeniidae
Product: Multidrug resistance protein 3
Exons: 7
Coding region: 1-1779 (592 amino acids)
Biological process (GO): transmembrane transport
Cellular component (GO): membrane
Molecular function (GO): ATP hydrolysis activity; ATP binding; ABC-type transporter activity
Source: RefSeq, a predicted model, not a curated record